This is a messenger RNA of Balearica regulorum gibbericeps (East African grey crowned-crane), 956 nucleotides long. Lineage: Eukaryota; Metazoa; Chordata; Aves; Gruiformes; Gruidae. The record is from RefSeq and is a predicted model, not a curated record.
CUAUGACUGGCUUCAGACUGCCCAUCACUGCUUUUAGAAAACUAAAUGUCUGGUUUGGACUGUGGGAGAAAUUCCCCUCUAAUAAACUGUCUCUCUCUUGGAGGAGAAGCGUAUUCUGUAGCUGUCAAGCAAGCACAGUAAACUACAGAAGAUGUUUCAGCUUUUCCCCAGUAAAACUCUGCGCACUAAGACUUUCUCCAGAUCAUAUCUCAGUACUUUCUCUGCGGAAUAAAAGUAACAAAAGCUCUAAAAGGAGCAGACAAACUGUACAUGAAGAACAGGAAGAAGAGGAGGAAGAUGAAGAGGAAAGCGAUUGGGAAGAUGAAGUUGAAAAUGACCCCAAUGUAGUAAAAGAUUACAAGGAUCUUGAAAAAGUAGUGCAGUCUCUUCGAUAUGAUGUGAUCAUGAAAGCUGGUCUAGACAUUGUAAGAAAUAAAGUAGAAGAUGCAUUCUACAAUAAUGAACUCAGGCUGAAUGGAGAAAAACUAUGGAAGAAAAGUAGAACUGUGAAAAUUGGUGACACAUUGGAUCUCAUAGUAGGUGAAGAUAAAGAAACAGGAACUGCUGUAGUUAUGCGGGUAGUCUUAAAAAAAGUAUCUAACAAAACUGAAAGUGAAAAAUACAAAGUAAUUUUGAGGCGAUGGAAAAACUUAAAAGUGCCCAAACAGGACGUACUUAAGUAACAGGGGAUUGCAUGUGGCAGCAUAAGAUUUUUGCGGAAAACUAUAGUUGUUGUUUAAUACAAAUUUUGGUUAAACAAAAUUACAGUACCCUUUUUCAAGGGUUUGUGUUAGAAUGUUAUCUCCCUCUGCAAUAUUCAUGCAAUAAGCCUGUCACUUUUUGCUGUUUGUUUUGUUUUCUGGUACUGUGGGAUAAAAGAUUCAACCCUUACAUUUCCAGGCAGUUCCUUUGCAGAUGUUAUAUAUAACAAACCAAUAAAGACUAAUUUGAUCACU